AUGCCGCGCUAUUUUUCGCUGGGAGGUCAGUCGUCGUACAACAAUGAAGCUGCUCGCCAGCAACUUUUUUCGCAAGCACAGGAGCUGAAGAAUGUUUCUGCGAUAGCUUUUGAAGAAGGAAAGGAAACAUCGUCGUCGGCUCUGGAAGAAGUCAAGCAUCUCGGACAGUCUGUGCAGGAACGCGUUAGCCAUGCGAACGAAGCGGUUACUUCGACACUAUCGCAGGACGCUGAUAUGAUUCACAAGGCCUCAGAUUUUGCUACGAAUGAUUUGCAGGCGCAUGGUCUUGGUGGUUGGACCCCUUCUGGUAUGCUGCAGCAUUUGCUGGAUGGCGUGCAGUACUUGACAGACUUGCCCUGGUGGGCGACCAUUAUUUUGGUGACCUGUGGUAUUCGUCUGGCGAUUGCGCCGCUUCUUGUGUAUGUGCAAGGCAAUUCAAUUCGUCUGUCCAACAUUCAGCCCCAGAUGCAGAGUCUGCUGAAGGAGCUGCAGUAUGCCAAGUCGAUGGGCAACCAGCAGGAAAUGCAGGUGUCGGCCAUGAAGGUUCGCAAGCUGUUGGCGGACAACAAUGCGUCGCCCUUCAAGUCUCUGUUACUUCCUGUUGUGCAAAUGCCGAUUUUCCUUUCGUUCUACUUUGCGCUGAAUGGCCUGGCCAAGGCACCGUUGCCUGCACUUACUACGGGCGGUGUAGCUUGGUUCCCUGAUUUGACAGCCGCUGAUCCGUACUAUGUGCUUCCGAUUUUAAGUUCGGCUAUGACCUUGCUUGUGCUGGAGACAGGUGCGGAGACCGGCACGACGGGCAUGAACCAGACGCCGCAGGCACGUAUGAUCAAGAAUGUGUUGCGUGGUGUGACAGUGUUGGCAGCCUGGUUCAUUUCCAGUUUCCCCUCUGCUGUACUACUUUACUGGACAACGACGAAUACUUUCUCGUUAGUGCAGCUGCUGGCCCUGCGCACACGAUUCUUUAAGCGCCUGUUGCGUCUGCCCGAGAAGAUUGAGCACCCCGUGCAGCCGCAUGUGAAGCAAAAGUCGUUCAUGGAAGGCAUUCGUGAGGGUAUGGGUAGCAACGCCCGUCCUGCUACACCUGUUCGCCGCCCACCGCCGCCGUCGGCGCUUCGCAAGGCACAGGAGACGCCGCAGACCAUGAGUCAGACCCGCAGCCGUGCGUUAGACUCGCUCAUGACGGAGGGCGGCGCAUCCAAAGCGUCCGCCACGACUGAUGCAGCCCGUGAAGCGAGCAGCUUGGAAAAGCAGUCGCGUGUCGCUGCAGCGCGUGAACGCCGCCUGCGUCAGCGCUCCUAA
Messenger RNA from Malassezia pachydermatis, 1302 nucleotides. Its product is annotated as mitochondrial inner membrane protein oxa1l-like protein. NCBI's taxonomy places the organism in Eukaryota, Fungi, Basidiomycota, Malasseziomycetes, Malasseziales, Malasseziaceae. Gene Ontology annotation, biological process: mitochondrial respiratory chain complex IV assembly; protein insertion into mitochondrial inner membrane from matrix. Gene Ontology annotation, cellular component: mitochondrial inner membrane. The record is from RefSeq and is a predicted model, not a curated record. The transcript has a single exon. Gene Ontology annotation, molecular function: membrane insertase activity. The coding region runs from base 1 to 1302 and encodes 433 amino acids.